Messenger RNA from Amblyraja radiata (thorny skate), 1804 nucleotides. Its product is annotated as chemokine-like protein TAFA-5. The coding region runs from base 40 to 480 and encodes 146 amino acids. The record is from RefSeq and is a predicted model, not a curated record. The transcript is spliced from 4 exons. NCBI's taxonomy places the organism in Eukaryota, Metazoa, Chordata, Chondrichthyes, Rajiformes, Rajidae.
AUCGCCCGCCGACUUCUGUGGCUUGGAUGUGGAGAGAGGAUGUUCAUGUGUGCGCUUGAGACGCACAGAAGCCGCGCUCCGAAGCCGGGAGACCCGAGCAUGUUGUCGGCCUCCAGAGGACUGAACGCCGGCGUCGGAGCCGCACUUUGUUGCUUGCUUCUCUGGAUUAUCAUCUCGCACUUAGUCAAAGAAGGUCAGCUGUCUGUGGGUGCAUGUGAAAUAGUUACCUUGGACAGAGAUAGUAGUCAACCACGAAGAACGAUAGCCAGACAAACAGCACGAUGUGCGUGUAGGAGAGGACAGAUUGCUGGUACAACAAGAGGCAAGCCAGCCUGUGUGGAUGUUCGAGUUGUAAAGAGCAAGCAGUGGUGUGAUAUGAUCCCAUGCACGGAAGGAGAAGUCUGUGGUUUAUUAAUGAACAAGUCAGGGUGGACCUGUGCACAACCAGGAGGUCGAAUAAAAACAGUAACGGUUUCCUGACACAUGCAUGGGGCGAGAGAGGACCCUUACCAAGGCAGCUUAUCCUGUGUGUGCCACUGACCUCAACAAAAUGAUUUAGCUGCUGUGAGUCUCCAUCCGUCGUCUGUCACUCGUUACUCCAAAGCUGCACUGUGGGAUCCAUGUCUUCUCCAGCGAGGGGCUGAGCCACCAUAUCCAGCUGUUGGGUACACAAGCCCGGGAGAUCCAGACGACCAGUCCACAAAGGAACCCGUGACAUCUCCUCUCUUCAUGAACCUGUUGCCGUCGAAUGACUUCUCCUUUCUGAUGAAAAUUGCCUCGAAGACAGUCCGGGUAUUUUCACUCACCCUUCCAUUCGUAAACACGGAACUUUUUACAAGUCGAGAAGAGAAGGGAGGGACAAAUAAAAAGGACAAUAGAUCAUCACGAUGGGGAUCCAUCUGCCUUUCUUUCCAAGGCUUCAAACUAAAGACCAAAGAUCUGUGCAGCAGACGGAGUUAUUCAACAGCCUUUACAUAACUUAGAAGUGCUUUCAGUUUUCUGUAAAAGAUCCUGCAGCAGUUCAAGAGGAGCUUUUCAACUUAAGGUUAACAAAUUGCCUGAGACAAUUUUCUUGCUGGAAAAGUUGAAUCCGGGAUUUUCUAUGGCUGAAUUAUCCCGAAAGAACUAAAUAGCACAUGAAUAUAGACAACGAGGGCAGAAUUACAUUGGCAUACGAAGACCUCUAAACCUUCUGAGGCAAAUGCUCAUGCAGUUUUAUUUUGUAACAUCCUGCAGUAUUCUUGUUUUUGUGCUGUACUAAGUCACGUCACACGAUUGCAGAGCACCAGGCAAGCUCUCGACGCGGAUUCAGGCCUGUGAUCCAUCGUGGAAUUCAGAUAAUCCGAGCCUAUUUCAAAAACAGCAUUUAUUUUUUCUCCCCUUCCCCCCCCAACCCCCACUCCAUUCCUUCCAAUGUGGCAUUCAGAACAAGUUUAUCAUGCGGUGUGUUUAGAGAAGAAGAAUAAUCCUGAUUUGUAAGGCCUUUGACAGAUUUUGUAUGUUGUACCUUUGUAGGGAGCCUAUUUACUUGUGUCUGUGCUCAUCAUAUCAGGCCUUCAAUACCACGAUGGGAGAGCGGUGAUGUGAAUAUAGUCCAUCUCAUGCUGCCAAAUAAAGCUGUUACUUUACUGAACAAUCACCUACCAGAUAAAUUAUUGUCUCUUUGUCCAAUCAAAGCGCCAACUAGUAAAGUCUUGCCAUGAAAAUGAACUUCCUUGCUUGUUCGAGUGAAAAAUAAAAGUGUCAGUAUUAACAAGAUAAGAAAGAUUUUCCACCCCCUGCCCAUAAGUGCGCAAUCUCAUGA